UCGUUUUCUUGCCCUUCCAAGGGACUGAAGGGAGUCUGCUCCUUCUUUUGCAUUGUGUCCCCCUAUAAUAUGUACCUUGAAACAAAUUACCUAAAUUUGAUUGAUAUUAUUCAUGCUUUUUAUUUCAACAUUAUGUGAUGGCUUCAUGGCCAAGUGGGAACACUAGAAGAUGCCUACAUGUAGGGUUAUUAUAUCAAAGUGCAGAAGGGCCUAACUUUUCUCCUAUUACUGCAUAUAUAUUCUCACAUUCAGAACAAUUGAGUCUUUGGUUUUACGCAGCUGUUAGGUGUUCAAAGGUCAACUGGCUCUCACAUUCAACCUGACUCUAGCUUUGGUUAAUGCCAUUUGAAUAGCAUUAGAGUUUCUUAAAGCAUUUUUCUCUCAAAUUUAAAAAUAAGCCACCAGAAGCUUAUCUGCUUAGGGGAAUUGAGUCCAUACAGGAUUUCACCUAUCUGGAAAUAUCAUUUCUAUUUUGUCAACCAAAAAUAUUAAUAGAUCAUAUAAAAAAAAGAAGAAGAAAAUAUUGCAGUUUUGAAAGGUCACAAAGUGAUUUUCAACACCAUGUACUCGAGUAUGUGCCUUGUAGUCUAAUUAAACGGGUAGCUGAGAAACAAUUACAUUUCUCAUUCAGAUUUCAGAAUGUGAAUUUUUUCUUGUUUUUGUAAUGCUUGUCAAAGUUGGUAAAUAGACCAAGUUCUCUAUAAAUAGUAGAAAUGUGAUUCGUUCCAUGCAUCACCUAAGUGUCCUUAAUCUCCACUUGAUCACUUGCUUUCCCCUUCUUCACAUAUGGCGCUUUAUCUUUUCUGUCUUCUUCUUGCUAUCACCUUCAUUUUCAUGCAAACUCUGGCAGAUACUUCAUGCACUGAUUGUUUCAUUCAUUCUCGGGCAGCUUAUUAUCCAAAUUCUGAAGAACACGGAACAGAUGUUGGUGCAUGUGGGUUUGGUUCCUUUGGUGCUACAGUCAAUGGUGGAGAUGUAUCAGCUGCAUCUUCUCUUUAUCGAAAUGGUGUUGGUUGUGGUGCCUGUUACCAGGUGAGGUGUACCAACAGUGUAUAUUGCUCAGAAAAUGGUGUGACUGCAGUUAUAACCGACCAAGGUUCAAGUGAUAACACUGAUUUCAUUCUUAGCAAACAUGCCUUUAGCCGGAUGGCUCAAACCACUGAUGCAGCUGCUUCUCUAUUAGCCCUUGGCGUGGUUGAUAUUGAAUAUAGACGUGUUGCAUGCAGCUACCCAGAUAAAAACAUAACAAUCAAGAUAGAUGAGAGCAGCAACAACCCAUAUUACUUGGCUUUUGUCAUUUGGUAUCAACAAGGAAGGAGAGACAUAACUGCUGUGCAGCUCUGUGAGACUCAAAACUUUGUGUGCCAGUUACUGGAUAGGAGCCAUGGGGCAGUGUGGACUACUACCUCUCCACCGAGUGGACCCUUGUCUUUAAGGAUGUUAUUUAGUGAUGAAGAAGAGGGAGAAGAAACAUGGGUUGUUCCUGUUAAUAACAUACCCGGAGACUGGAAGGCUGGUGAAACAUACGAUUCAGGGGUACAAGUGAACCAAUAGAGAAUUUAGCAGCAAAACAAAUUCAUUAAUAUGGCAUACUAUUAUGAUUUUAUUUUUCUACGAAUAAGUAGUGAUGGCAUAGUAGGGCAGUACAUACUAUGCAUGUCACCCAAUUCCAUUGUAUUGAAGUAAUUUUUUCAUUUUUACAUCUCUAAUCAUACAAAUUUAAUAACAAUGUUGAAACGACUUGACA
Molecule: messenger RNA, 1747 nt
Organism: Glycine soja
Lineage: Eukaryota; Viridiplantae; Streptophyta; Magnoliopsida; Fabales; Fabaceae
Product: expansin-like B1
Exons: 5
Coding region: 787-1554 (255 amino acids)
Cellular component (GO): extracellular region
Source: RefSeq, a predicted model, not a curated record